Messenger RNA from Suillus clintonianus, 687 nucleotides. RefSeq names its product Erg28-like protein. Gene Ontology annotation, cellular component: endoplasmic reticulum; membrane. The record is from RefSeq and is a predicted model, not a curated record. The transcript is spliced from 5 exons. NCBI's taxonomy places the organism in Eukaryota, Fungi, Basidiomycota, Agaricomycetes, Boletales, Suillaceae. Gene Ontology annotation, molecular function: protein-macromolecule adaptor activity. Bases 135 to 569 code for a protein of 144 amino acids.
GCAAAACAUCCAACUGUAACAAAAAGCAGUAAAAGGAAACUUACAUAAGCACAUACAUGAAACUACACGUGAACUCGUUUGUUAAGCGUUUGUUAACUUAAACGUUUUCAGUUUCAAACCUUACAUCCUUUAAGAUGGCCACCCAGAGUCAGGUUCAGGUGCUGCUGGACUACCUGCCCAAGUCUGAAGGUCUUUUGCCUAAAUGGCAGCUCGUAGUCGCUACAAUGGCUGUGUUCAACACCAUUCAGAACUUUGCGACACUAAAGCUGACCCGCAGGCUCUAUGCCCGUGUUCCAUCUUCCUCAAUAACAGCACUUCAGGCCCGAACGUUUGCAGUUUGGACAUUAACAUCUGCAGUCAUACGGGGAUAUGCUGCAUACAAUAUCAACAACAAAACCAUUUAUGAUAUGGCUCUCCUCACAUACCUUAUCGCAUUCGGGCACUUCACCUCUGAGAUCUGCUUCUUCCGUACGGCUAAAAUCAAUAUACCUGUCCUGAGCCCUGUGAUUGUCUCCACUGCAUCUCUGAUUUGGAUGCUGAAACAGUAUGAUUUCUAUGUCGCAACUUGACCUGUGUAUAUGACGAGUGCUGAGGAUACCGAUGCCAUGUGUUUGAUUCCUCGAGGUAGUGGAGAUUGCCAAUUGAAUUGAUAUGCAGGCCAUUGAGUUCCGUGGCAAUAGUCGGCCA